Messenger RNA from Neurospora tetraspora, 1128 nucleotides. RefSeq names its product transcription initiation factor IID. Gene Ontology annotation, cellular component: transcription factor TFIID complex. The record is from RefSeq and is a predicted model, not a curated record. Gene Ontology annotation, biological process: transcription by RNA polymerase II; RNA polymerase II preinitiation complex assembly. Gene Ontology annotation, molecular function: protein heterodimerization activity. The transcript is spliced from 2 exons. NCBI's taxonomy places the organism in Eukaryota, Fungi, Ascomycota, Sordariomycetes, Sordariales, Sordariaceae. Bases 473 to 1081 code for a protein of 202 amino acids.
CGAUUGUUCAUCAUCCAUCGUCAUCGUUUUCAACUUGGAACUUGUCCUCCAACGAGACGCCAAACUCGGGACAUAUGCGGCCGGGCUGAAUGCUCUUCCAAGCCAACUAAACAACCAUCUUCCAGUCUACCAUAAUCAACGUCUCGACCGCGCGUCGCAUAGUCGCCAAAGCAUUUGCGCUCCUCCACCACUUUAACGCGACAAGGCUGAUCGAGCUCUCGACCCCGCGCAGCUUGAAGCUUCAAAGCCCAUCAAUCUUCGACUUAAACUUCUGCGCCCACCCAACAACUCAGAUCUUGGUCGCUUCGAAACCGGAUCUACCUCCACGUAUCGUAUCGCAUCGUACAAACCCCCCGACCGCGACCGCGACCGCAAUACUCAACCACCUCCAUCCACCUCAACUUCUCUCAUCACCACAUCACCACAUCACCACCCUCACGCCGGGCCUCAAGCUCACCACCACCCGCCCAUCAUGGAACCCCGCGCCCGCGCCGGCAAAAAUGUCGGCAAAAUGAACUUUAACCACAACGAACUAGCCCAACUCCUCUACGGCCACGGCGACCUCAAAACGCCGCUCCCCGAAACCGUGCGCGUGCUCGACGAGCUCAUAACCGAUUUCAUCCAAGGCGUCGGCUUCGAAGCCACGCGCGCCGCCCAUCAUGCGGGCCGACAAAAAGUCAAGUUUGAAGAUUUCGAGUUCGCCAUGCGUCGCAACCCGCGAUUCAUGGGCAAGAUCCAGGAGGUAUUCGAAAAAAAGAAGGAGAUUGAGGCGGCGCGCAAGAACUUUAAUAUUGAGGAUCAGCUGAUGAAGGAUGCUGAUAAGGAGGAGAAGGAGAAGGAGAAGAAGGGUGGGGAUAAAGAGAAGGGUGAUAAGGAAAAGGGAGGUGGGGAGAGGGGGGAGAAGACGGCAGAAAAGGGGGAGAAGGGCGGGCCGGGAUCAUCAAGUGUGUCCGGGUCGGUGUCGGGGACCAAGAGGAAGAGACAGCAGAGUGACAUGUUGGAGGAUGAGGAGUUGGAUGAGUUGGAUGAUGAUUUGGAUGCUGAGGCGGAUAUUACUGGGACGGCGGCGAAGAGGAGGUAGGAUCUUCUUGGGUGGAAGCGUCGUUGAUUAUAUUUCGUUUUUUUUUG